Prunus avium (sweet cherry) is the source of this 1174-nucleotide messenger RNA. RefSeq lists its product as uncharacterized. The record is from RefSeq and is a predicted model, not a curated record. NCBI's taxonomy places the organism in Eukaryota, Viridiplantae, Streptophyta, Magnoliopsida, Rosales, Rosaceae.
AACUCGUUCUCUGUCCCCUCCCCUGUUUCUGUGAAUCAUAAAUACUCGGCCCACCCAAACCUUAUCUCUCUCUCCUUCUCAGACGCCCAAAAAAUACUCUGUUUACAGACCUUUAUCUUCCCUCAAUCUUCUUCUCCUCCUCCUCUCGGAGGAGCCUCCUGUGGCGGCCCAAGGCGUUGUUGGUGAGAUCUCCAAAAAAAGAGACAAAGAUGAAUAGGUGCGCUUACGAGCAGAACGCCAUGGCAGGUUGUGAGGGGAUGAAGAUGGUGGAUUCAGUUGUGUGCCCAAAGCCACGUCGUUUGAACCUCAUAAAUCCUUCCCUUAACGACUCCAUCAGACCCUUCAGAUAUUUCAACCAAUCGGAAAUCGGAGAUUCUCAAGCAGGGUCUGAACUUCUGGAUUUUCUUCUCACCAAGGGAAAUUGUGAAGAGAGAUCCAGUAACCCACUGGCUUCAUCGCCACCAUUUUUCUGUGGGUCUCCACCAAGCAGGGCAUCAAACCCUGUAAUCCAAGAUGAGCAAUUUGGCAACAGCAGCAAGAUGGCUCCAUUUUUUCCAGCACCGCCGUCUUCAUUGUCUGCGCGCAACGGAGGGUGUGUUCGGAUGAAAUCAGGGGACAAGCCUGCUGCUGUGCGCAUUGAAGGGUUUGAUUGUCUUAGCAGGGACCGCAGAAACUGCAGCAUCUCUGCUGUAGCUUAGGCAGUUAUAGGCUCACCCAAGAAUGAAGAACCCUGUCUCUCAUUAUCGAAAAAGCAGAGUUUUGUGAGAGAGGGUGCCUUGGGAUCAUCAUCAAGAGGAGGAGGACGCACAGGUUUUUUGGGGUCUUUGAGUUGAGUGUGUAAUUUUUGUAUAUACAAGUUAAAGUCCAAUCUAAUGUUAUUUCUGCAGAGUUUUUUUGUGUAAACUCAAAGAUAUGUAUAUGUAAAUUAAGGUGAUGGGAGAUGUUCCAUUUUGAGGAAUAAAAGGUCUUAAGAAUGAGAGACAGUGUGGGGGAAAGGGGCCAAGUCUUUUCUCCCUCGCUCUCUUUCUGGGUAGAGAUGUUUUGGUUUCUUUCAUAGAAGUGGUCAGCCAUCUCUGUUGGGAGAUGGUUGGUAUGUGACUUUUGUUUGGGAGGUUUCAUUUCAUGGGACAAGCUUGUAAUCUCCUGCUGAAUACUUUUGUUUGGGUUCUCAUAA